Tribolium castaneum (red flour beetle) is the source of this 4003-nucleotide messenger RNA. RefSeq names its product sprint (gene spri). Gene Ontology annotation, molecular function: small GTPase binding; guanyl-nucleotide exchange factor activity. Bases 288 to 3815 code for a protein of 1175 amino acids. Lineage: Eukaryota; Metazoa; Arthropoda; Insecta; Coleoptera; Tenebrionidae. The transcript has 10 exons. Gene Ontology annotation, biological process: vesicle-mediated transport; signal transduction. The record is from RefSeq and is a predicted model, not a curated record. Gene Ontology annotation, cellular component: cytosol; endocytic vesicle.
UCUAUUUAUCUCUGGUGUACUUUCAUGAUAAUUUAAUUCGUUAUUAAUGCAAGAUUGAACAACACCGUUACUGCUUAUUUAAAGUAAAUAUGUCAAAGAGGAAGUGGCAAUGUCCGAUUGAUUUGUAGCUCGAUCGAGUCAGUGUUUCCGCAGUGACCAUUCAAAGAACUAGCGCUCCAAGUGCAGUUUGCUUAUUAUUUAGAAUUUGGACAAAUCUUAUCACCAGUAGUGAUAGUGCAAACGCCGUUCAUAGUGAAUCACAAGCUGCGAUAAAAUGAAUCAGAGCAAUGGAAGACGUGGAAGUGAAAAGCCCGAGUGUUAAAAGUGCCGUGAACUUCUUCAACAGUUUGAGCAAAAGCUCAAGUAUCCAAGUGGUGUGUCACCAACAAAUCAGAGUGUCGCCCUUGAUUCCGCGACCUAAACUUAUUAUUAAACGCAAUGGUGAUCUUACGCCGGAUGUGGAGGCCAAGAACAUUAUCGAAGAGUUUAAUAAGAAAAUCUCGCCUUAUAACACGUUUAAAUUACCAGUGGAUGCACUCCACAGUGAUUUUUUCAAACAGAAUUUUGAACCGUUGCUGCCAGACGUCGUUGCGCCUGAGAAGAAGAGACGGAGAAAUCGGAUCUAUCGGAAGCCGGCCAAGAGAAGCGAUGCCUUCCUGGAGCCUUACCUUUUGGGGGAUCGCCAGAGCCCCGGCAUGGGGGCCCCGACCCCUUCGCCCCCUAUUCCAGACACCCCACCCUCGCCCCCAACUCGUUCAGCUUCGGGUGAAUCCCUUCUAUCAUCAAACGGAGGUUCCGAAGGAGGAAGUGAGGACAGCGGAUCAGGUUACGGCGCAACUUGUGACAUCGGUUUAACCGAACGCUUGAUUCGCUCGCACCCGAUUUGGUUCCUUCCCGGAAUUCAGCGAGCCGGUGCCUUCCACCUUUUGCAAGGCAAGGAAGAAGGUUGUUUCGUAGUCCGCCAAUCCUCCCAGAGUGACACCAUGGCGUUAUCAGUCCGCUUACCGCCUGAUAAAGGCCCCUACAUCGAACACUACCUAAUCCAGUCAAGUGAGGGCCACCUCGGCCUAGAAACGAGCGAAAAUCGCUUCGGAAGCAUGCCCGAACUGAUCGCCCACUAUGCGAAUUGUUGCGACGAACUCCCGGUGCAAUUAACCCUCCCGAAGGCAAUCAGGGAGGCAAAAUCCAGACAACAGUUAUCCUCCCUGGCCCUCCUGGGCCAGGAAUUCUGGAGGUACAGUCCCCCACCUUCAGUGGCUUCUAGUCCAGACAUAGAUUUAAAUCUAAUGAGCACGUUCAAGUCAGCCGAAACGAAACCCACAAGACCCAACACUUUGAACUUGAUGAGUUUCAUCGAGCCUUUGAAAGCGAAAAACGAGACCAAAACGCCACCACCACCCCCACCCAGAUGGUCCAAACCUUCAACCCCCCAAAAUAAUUUCACAGUUACCACAACAGUCACAUUCAGUGUCAACUCAAGUCCGAGUGAACCAAUCGAAGUGGCGCGAAUGUCGCCGGAAGGGCAGUGCAAUUCGACGCUUUCCUCCAAGGGUAGUUUAAUUCUUUCACCCAACUCUGACACCAUCCUAUCGCCAGACACACUAUCACCCUUAUCAGCCUCCAAAACCACGCGCAGUUCCAAACGCUCCAAACACAAACUCUCCAAACACUACCAGGAAAGCGAUAUUGUCGACUCGCCCACGUUUUACUACAGGAGUGGCUUAGGGGACAAGAUCAGUGACUAUGAGGACGUCUGGACGAAUAAUGAUGGUUCCAAAGGGAAGGGUUUAGCUUCGCCUGAUAUUCUUCAACACACGAAUACGAAUAAUAAUGUUCUGAGUCCGGUGGAAUGUACAACGGCCAAAAAUCCGGUUAUUGAGGAUUUGGCGCAAACGCCCAAACAAGGCAGUCCGUUUUAUGCAGAACCAGCUGAUUCGAUUGCUAAUCCGGUGCCGAGGAGGUGUUUGGCCAAGACGAUGGUUCCCAUGAAUCAGAGACACUCGAAUCCGCCAGGUUUGCUGGCGCAUUCGCCGCUUAGUCCGGGUCUGGAGCGGAUUGACUCGGAUUUUAACGUGAUGUCGUCUUCUGCGGACAACCUGAGCCCCAAACAGCGGUUUCCUGGCUUACGCAAACCGGAAGUGAAACCAGUGCAGCCCCCGUUGAUAAAAACCCGAGUGAAUGAUAGCUGGCAGAUCGACAAUGGUUGGACAUUUCGAAGUAGUGAAUGUGAGACAACAAUGGAAUCAAGCGAUUACGAUUCCGAUUGGCCCGUCAUCAAUACACUAAUUUCAUCAAUCCACCCGUACACUCCCGAUCCGGACGACGGGACAACCGUCCAGGAUAUGAUCUCGAAACGGUUCCCCGAUAUUCCAACUUCGACCGAGGAAUUGUGCCGGAUGUCGGCCUAUGACAACGUCGAAGACCGACGAGUCCCGAGGGCUCCGCCCUCCGAAAUCAGCGAACUGACCGAAUUUUCGGAUCCUUGGACCGAACUCAGCCAAGUCGCAAACACAGAGACUGAUGAUUCAAUCAACAAUCGCCGCAGUACAAAAGUAGCGUCAAUCAAUCGCUCCAAGAGCUUCAAGGACCGCUUGGACCCCUUGCUCUCGGCCCCUCGCUUGCAAGCGCUGCGGAACCGAGAGCAAAGCGGCCCUAAAGCCGUGGGGGCAGCGAUCCGAACCUACGCCUUAGAAUUAGCUCAAGACAAAAACACCACAUUUGCUCAAAACAUAGACAACUUCAUCGCAUGCACGUGCGAGUCGAAGGAAACCAACCCGCAGAUAAUCAUGCGAAAUAUGCGACAGUUUAUGUCAGGGAUGAAGAAUUAUCUAGUGAAGCACGGGGAGAAGGGAUUUUACAAGGAGAUCGAACGGGAGAGGAGCAAAUUGAAAUCGACGGAGUUUCUGAAUCUCGAUGCGAUUUUGGAAGGGGUUAUGCACAAGUUGGUGGUGAAGCCGCUGAAAGGACACUUGCAAAAGUUGUUUCUUGAUCAUUAUACCAAAACGGGAGCGAUAAGACUUUUAGCUGAUAAUAUACAGUUUGCGGCGACGAGACCCAUCGCGGAAUUGGCAAUCAAACCGAAAAUUACUCUGCCGUCCGAAAGCUCUCUCGCCACGAUCUCCCAGUACUUACAACGCCUCCAAAGUGCCGACUCUCCUUUGGAAAAGCUGGAGUACCUCCUAGCCGCAAUUGCCACAAUUUUCAAUUCGGUGAAAACUGGCCAAUUGACCGGUUCGGGAAAAUCCGUUCAGUUGGGCGCCGACGAUUUCCUCCCCCUUUUCGUGUGGGUUUUAGUCAAAACGAAUUUCGUCGCAGCUGAAAUCGAAGCCGAAUACAUGUGGGGGUUGCUCCACCCUUCCCUUCUCUCGGGAGAAGGCGGCUAUUAUUUGACCACGUUAUCGUCUGCCGUUCACGUACUUAAAAACUUCAAAGAGAGUUGUGUGGAGAACGUCAAGAGUAAUGUAAAGAAUGAUGUAAGACUGAUCGAAAAUAUUGGGAACGAAUUAAUGUUUGAUUUUCAGUCGGUGUUGAAAGUUGUGGUUCCUGAUGAGUUGCACGGCUCGAUUUUGACCAAAACGUUGCCGGCGAAGCCACAUAUGACCACGAAGGAUGUGUGCAAUAUCAUCGCCCACAAGGCCAGGAUUACAAAUCCCCAGGACUAUGCCCUUUAUAGGGUCACAGACGGAGAAGAAACAAUGUUGCUGGAUAAUGAGUGUCCCCAGGAUUUUAUCAGCGGGAGCAAACACACGAUGUUGGCCUACAAACGAACUGACGCGAAAAUUGCUUGGCCUAACCAAGACAAACUGAGUCUCUAGUCAUGUACAUAAAUUUGUGUUUAUAUCAAAGUGUAACUUGUCAAUUUAUAACUUUUAAUACACGUGUUAAUCUUUUUAUACAUGUAGCGCAGCUGCAUCCUUGUUUUAUUGUGUCAAUAACAAAUUUUGUACUUUCUAAUUUAUUAUCUCCUUCUGUACUAAAUCAUUUCAAUAAAAAAUAUAUUCUU